GCGCGCUGGAUUCUCAGCCUUCCUUACCGAAAAGCCGAGUAUUUCCCUGCCUUUUCUGCCCAACCGCCACCUCCCUUGCACUUACUUAUUCUAUCCCCAGGAAACCCCUUGACGUUUUUCCUCCUUCCUUAUAGUUUUGUUUUCGUCUUUUAUUCACAGACUGAACAACUGGUUCAUGCACUGUUGCUUAUUUGGAUUUGUCCGACAUACGAGGGACGGUGGAUGAGCUGCUUUCGCCAAAACCGGAGAUGGAAUUGCUGAUAAUAUGCCUUUCCUUAUGGAUGUUGCAAUGCAAUUCAGUGGCGAGCGCGGACUCCAUCAUUCACAUCGGUGCCAUAUUCGAGGAGAACGCAGUGAGGGAUGACGAGGUUUUCCAGCUGGCGAUCUCAGACCUCAGUCUCAACGACGACAUUUUGCAGAGCGAGAAAAUCACACACUCCAUAAAACUUGUCGAGGCGAACAACCCUUUCCAGGCGGUCCAGGAAGCCUGUGAGCUGAUGACCCAGGGCAUCCUGGCCCUGGUCACCUCAACGGGCUGUGCAUCGGCCAGCGCCCUCCAAUCCCUGACGGACGCCAUGCACAUCCCGCACCUGUACGUCCAGCGGAGCGGCGAGGGCUCGCCACGCACCGCCUGCCAGCUCAACCCCAGUCCUGAUGGCCAGCGCUACACCUUGGCAGCGCGCCCACCCGUCCGCCUCAACGAAGUCAUGCUCACGCUGGUCAGCGAGCUGCGCUGGCAGAAGUUCAUUGUCUUUUAUGACAAUGAGUAUGAUAUCCGUGGCCUACAGAGUUUCCUGGACCAGACAUCUCGGCAGGGGCUGGACGUAUCUCUACAGAGAGUGGACAGGAACAUCAGUAAGGUCUUCUCGAACCUCUUCAACACCAUGAGGACAGAGGAGCUCAACCGUUACAGGGACACUCUGAGACGUGCCAUCCUACUGCUCAGCCCCCGAGGAGCAGAGGCCUUCAUCCAACAGGCUGUUGAAACCAACCUGGCUUCCAAGGACAGUCACUGGGUGUUUGUCAAUGAGGAGAUCAGCGACACAGAGAUCAUGGAGCUGGCACACAGUGCUUUGGGGCGGAUGACAGUGAUUCGUCAGAUCUUUCCUCUGUGGAGGGACAGCAACGUGCGCUGCAUGAGGAACAACCACCGCAUCUCCUCCCUGCUCUGUGACCCACAGGAAGGAUACCUACAGUCACUGGAGGUGUCCAACCUGUACCUGUAUGACAGCGUGCUGGCGCUGGCCAAUGCCUUCCACAGGAAGUUGGUGGACAGGAAGUGGCACAGCAUGGCCAGUCUCAACUGUAUCAAGAAGUCCACCAAGCCAUGGAACGGAGGCUGGUCCAUGCUGGAGAACAUCCAGAUGGGACAUAUCACAGGUCUCACAGGAACAAUGGAUUUCAAAGCGAAUGGAUCCAAUUCGCAUGUUCAGUUUGAAAUUCUGGGCACCAGCUUCAGCGAGACGUUUGGAAAAGACGUGAAAAGGCUGGCUACGUGGGACUCAGUCCAUGGUCUGAAUGGGAGCCUGAAGGAGAGUCGCAUUGAGAACGGCAUGCAAGGAGUGACGGUCAAAGUAGUAACACUACUGGAGGAUCCCUUCGUCAUGGUUGCUGAGAACAUCCUUGGUCAGCCCAAGCGGUACAAAGGCUUCUCCAUCGACGUGCUCGACGCCUUGGCCAAGAUCCUGGGCUUCAAGUACGAGAUCUACCAGGUGGCCGACAGCAAGUACGGCUCGCAGCUGCCUAAUGGCUCCUGGAAUGGAAUGAUCGGGGAGCUUAUAAACAAAAGAGCUGACCUGGCCGUGUCAGCCAUUACCAUCACUCCAGAGCGGGAGAGUGCGGUGGACUUCAGUAAGCGCUACAUGGACUACUCUGUGGGGAUCCUGCUGAGGAAACCAGAGGAGAAGAUCAACAUCUUCUCACUGUUCGCUCCGUUUGACCUGGCCGUGUGGGGGUGUAUCGCUGCAGCCAUCCCCGUGGUGGGAGUUCUCAUCUUCCUGCUAAGCAAGAUGCAGUCACUGAGGACCCAGAAUCCUCCAGUGCCACACCAGCAGCCCGCCACACAGGCGUCCAACUCCCUGUACAGUGCUAUAUGGAUAGUCUAUGGAGCCUUUCCCGGUGAGCUGAAGCCAGGAACCCAGGCCCGGUACAUCAUCACAGAAAUUAAAUGA
Molecule: messenger RNA, 2171 nt
Organism: Oncorhynchus nerka (sockeye salmon)
Lineage: Eukaryota; Metazoa; Chordata; Actinopteri; Salmoniformes; Salmonidae
Product: glutamate receptor ionotropic, delta-1-like
Exons: 12
Coding region: 249-2171 (640 amino acids)
Biological process (GO): modulation of chemical synaptic transmission; synaptic transmission, glutamatergic
Cellular component (GO): plasma membrane; postsynaptic density membrane
Molecular function (GO): transmitter-gated monoatomic ion channel activity involved in regulation of postsynaptic membrane potential; glutamate receptor activity
Source: RefSeq, a predicted model, not a curated record